Messenger RNA from Drosophila sulfurigaster albostrigata, 757 nucleotides. RefSeq lists its product as uncharacterized. The transcript has 4 exons. NCBI's taxonomy places the organism in Eukaryota, Metazoa, Arthropoda, Insecta, Diptera, Drosophilidae. The coding region runs from base 81 to 629 and encodes 182 amino acids. The record is from RefSeq and is a predicted model, not a curated record.
UUCAGUUGAGUGAUCGGCAAUUGAUCGAACGUGUUUGCAUUGCACAGUAAAUAAUAUAUUAUUGUUAAGAUUUUUACAGAAUGCUACGAUAUAAAAAAGUAUUUUCGCUUUUAUUUCUGUCUAUGACAGUUUUGAAGUUAUGUCUCACUUUAGAAGCAGACAUAAGCUGUUAUACUGCCACUGGGAAGAAAGGCACCUGCAUUUCCGCUAAUCAAUGUCCUUUUGUAAUUGAAUUAUUUACCAAAUAUGGAAAAAAUAUUCCGCAUUUGCUAAAAAAUCAAAUUAAAGAAUUGACGUGUGACAAUAAUGAAGAAGCACGUUACCCAAUCUGCUGUCCCAACCAACAAAGUAAAGCACCCGAAGCUACAUUGAAAGCAUUGCAAAAUCUUAGCUACAUUGAUCCAAAAGGAUUGCAGCUACUUAAGUCAUAUCCUGAUUGUGGUGGCAAAUAUAAUGGCGAGCGAUAUUCUUUCUUGGUGGCCCAUGGUAAGAUAGCCAAGGCAGCUGAGUUCCCUUGGAUGGCGCUCUUGAAGUACGAAAAAAGCAGGUCGACCUUUUCUAUGUGGCGGGAGCUUGAUCACCGAUCGAUUCGUCUUAACGGCUGCCCACUGUACCACAACCUCAUUUGAGCUAGUUGCUGUUCGCUUGGGAGAGCAUGACCUGGACACAGAAGAUGGAGGAGAAAUAGAGUAUGGAAUUGAGGACAUACGAACACAUCCCAACUAUAAGCACGGAUCCAUCAACUACGAUAUAGCAC